Molecule: messenger RNA, 867 nt
Organism: Habropoda laboriosa
Lineage: Eukaryota; Metazoa; Arthropoda; Insecta; Hymenoptera; Apidae
Product: UPF0565 protein C2orf69 homolog
Exons: 5
Coding region: 1-867 (288 amino acids)
Cellular component (GO): mitochondrion
Source: RefSeq, a predicted model, not a curated record
AUGUCGUCCAAAAUUUGGGUUUGGAGGAAAGUUCCCGGUAUCAUCGGCCGAUGUAAUGAUAUAAUUUAUUCUUGCCCAAUAUUACCAUCAAGUCAGGAUGUCCUUUUAUAUUUUGGAGGUGAUGUUCAGGACAUUCAAGAAAACAUGGAACAACAUGCAGAUAGUAAAAAAUAUAUAGAAUGGAGUUUACAAAAUACUGCCCAGAUACUUUCAAUAAACUUUCCCAAAAAACAUAUACUUGUUAUUCGGCCAUCCAGGAUAUAUGUAACAAGGAAUGCUAUGUUUAGUUGUUUUGAUAAUUUUGUUCCAUCUAAUGAAUAUGGUGUACCAUUGUUUGCCCCAACACAUGAUGCUUUAAAACAUAUACAAGAAUUAGUUAAAUCAUCUUUAGAUCACAUUAAAACAUGCUAUGCAGAUGAGGAUCCUACUCAUUUUAGUAUUGAAAAAACAAAACUAACAUUAAUGGGUUUUAGUAAAGGUUGUGUUGUCUUGAAUCAAUUACUUCAUGAGUUUCAUUAUUAUCAAAAUAAACCAAAAUCUGAUAUUGGAAUAAAUAAUUUUAUAAAACUUAUUGAAAGUAUGUGGUGGUUAGAUGGUGGACAUGCAGGUUCUAAGAAUACAUGGAUUACUGAAACAUCCAUACUGGAGUCUUUUGCAAAAUUAAAAAUAGAUGUUCAUGUUCAUGUUACACCAUAUCAAGUUCAAGACACGUAUCGUCCAUGGAUUUGUCAAGAAGAAAUUCAAUUUUGUAAUAUUUUACAAAGCAUGGAAAUUCCUGUAAAAAGAACUUUACAUUUUUCAGAUAAGCCAAGAAGCUUAAAAAAUCAUUUUAAUGUUCUUAAAGCUAUCAGAAAUUAUGCACAAUAA